UCUGAUCAGGCUUGUAGUGCUAUUCCAUGCAUGCCUCUACCAUUGAGAUGCAGUCGCCUCGGUUUCUUCCUGCAGAAAUUCCCCCAAUGGUGAAGCAAUCAAGGAGCAGGAUAAGACAGAUGUCGUCUAAGAAGAUACAGUGGAUCCGUGUGCACAGAAUUGCCCCCGACACUAUUGCCAAAGUGCACUUGGAUGCUCAUGAAGCCAUCACGGAGGCGAUCAACCUGAGUAUGCUUCGGGGCAUGACGACUAUUCCUGUUCCUCAGGUGCGACAAGUCGUUGUGAACUCCUCCUCCAACACCUACAUAAUCAUGGAGUAUGUCGACGGCGAGACACUAGCCAGCUGCUGGCAUCGUCUUUCUCUUCUCUCAAAGCUUCAAAUUGCUUGGACCCUGCGUGGUUACGUUGGACAGCUUCGCCGUCUGCGCAGGUCUGUUCCAGGUACCCUUGAUGGGGCCGCAUGCACGGGACUGCUCUUCACCGACUACGGCGCAGGUCCAUUCACUUCUUAUGACGAGAUGACAGCAUGGUUCAACCACAAGUUGGAUGUGUCUCAGCGGAUGAAACACGCGCCCCCUGAUGCUCCUCGUUUCGAUAACUCAUGGCCACUAGUCUUCACGCACCAGGACUUGUGUCCUAGGAACAUUAUGUUGGCGCGCGACGGCAAGGUGUAUAUGGUGGAUUGGGAAGGAUCUGGAUUUUACCCUUCUUGGUUCGAGUAUGUCGGCAUGCGCUCUGAUGUACACUUCAAGUCACGCUUGUGGGAUAUUCUGAUCCCUUGGAUCUCGCAUUCCGUUUGUACACGAAAGCGCAUAGACGAGUACUGGAGAAAUAUUGUCUGGGCGGUCAAAGUAGGUGUUGCCAUGUAGUAGUUUGAGUAACGGCGUGCAAGGCGAUCUUUCUUGCAUAUGACGCACUCCCGAACCACCAGGACUUUGACUCGAUAACAUCUGAUGUGAAGUCCACUGCUGAGACUAGAACUGAUUUCUACAAUCGCAGUCUGACGAGUUGCAGAUAUGUCGUUGUUGGAGUGGCAUU
Messenger RNA from Suillus clintonianus, 1038 nucleotides. RefSeq names its product kinase-like domain-containing protein. The coding region runs from base 27 to 869 and encodes 280 amino acids. The record is from RefSeq and is a predicted model, not a curated record. The transcript has 2 exons. Lineage: Eukaryota; Fungi; Basidiomycota; Agaricomycetes; Boletales; Suillaceae.